GAGAAAUAAACAGCCAGUGUCUGCUCCGUAUAACUUUUGGACAAUAGGAGAAAAUAAAAGGGAUAAAAAUGAAGAUACACAAGAUUCGGGCGUAAGAGUGCAGAGUGCCGAUGCAAAGGUAACAACUGUGGACAGAAUUGUUUACUUCAUAGUUGAGACUGGCGAGUGGCGAGUGGGACGUGGUGGUGUCAUAUCAGUACUGGUGAAGAUGAAGACCGUCACUUGCACCGCGCCCGUAAACAUUGCAGUCAUCAAAUACUGGGGUAAGCGAGAUGAGAAACUCAUUUUGCCAUUGAAUGAUUCUAUCAGCUUCACUCUCAGCCAGGAUGAAAUGUGUGCCAAGACAACUGUCUCCAUCUCCCCUACAUUCACAGAGGAUAAGUUUUGGCUGAAUGGCAAGAAGGAGUCACUUGAAAAUCCAAGGGUACAAAAUUGCUUGAAAGAAAUCAGGAGGCGAGCAUCAAAGAGGAAAUUUGAAGGAUCAGAUGAAAAUGUAUGGAGCUGGCACGUCCACAUCUGCUCCGAGAACAACUUCCCUACAGCUGCUGGCCUCGCCUCCUCAGCAGCUGGUUAUGCCUGCCUUGUGUAUGCCCUGGGCCAAGUGUAUGGUGUAGAGGGGGAUUUGUCAUCUGUAGCACGCCAGGGUUCAGGAAGUGCCUGCCGCAGCAUUCAUGGGGGACUGGUACGGUGGUACAAGGGAGAGGCUGAUGAUGGCUCAGAUUCGGUGGCCCGCCCCAUUGCACCACCGGACCAUUUCCCAAACUUGCGGGUCAUCAUAUGUGUGGUAAAUGCAGGCCAGAAGAAGACAGGAAGCACUGUGGGCAUGAAGCAGACAGUGGCCACAUCCAGCUUAAUGCAACACCGCAUCAGUGUGUCUGUCACAUCACGAAUAGAAUCCAUGAUGAAGGCAAUUAAAGAAAAAGACUGGCCAACUUUCUGUGAUCUUACAAUAGCAGACAGCAAUGAAAUGCAUGCUGUGUGCUUGGACACCUUCCCUCCCUGUGUGUACAUGACUGAUACCUCACAUGCUGUGGCCAGCCUUCUUCAUAAAUACAAUGAUCUAAAGACCAUUGAAAGUAAUAUUAACCAUAAGGUUUGUUAUACCUUUGAUGCUGGCCCAAAUGCCUGCAUCUUUGUCCCAGAGGCUGUAGCUGAAGAGGUGCUGGCUCUGCUGUUGCAGGCUUUCCCUCCACCUCCAGCACAGGCCACAGAUGAUUAUGUCAAGGGCAUUCCCAGUCAGCCUGCCACACUCUCAAAGGAGUUGACAAGUUUAGCAGAGGAUUGUGUACAAAGUGGGAAACUUCAAUAUUUGAUCCACACUAAGGUGGGUGAUGGGCCAAGGGUCUUGGUGGAUCCAGCCUCCAGCUUGCUGGACAGCAUUACAGGCUUACCAAAUUCAACAGACAAUAAUAUAUAGGGAAGGAGAAACAUGGGUGAGGUGUGGAGUGACACUAGAAAAAUUGUACAUGAAUGUAUACAAAGAUGCAGCACAAUCCCAUCAUUGUUUAAAUAUUUCUUCUGCAAGAAAUAAGUUAUUCCUCCAUGGCAGCUAGAAUGGUUUGUAAACUCAAAUUUUAUUACAGAAAGCAUCAUUUAAAUAUUGGAAAUAUUAAGUGUGGAAUGGUUUAAAUCUGGGUGUAACUGAAAUGUUGAAGUUGCCUCAGGCUAUCCAGAUCGACCAGACAGUCUUUUGCAGGAUUGAAGCCUUGUACAGAUACAUGCAUAUAAUCCUGUUGUAAGAGCUUAGGGGAGGAUGCCUUUUCAGAGUAGUCAUCUGCAAUCAUAUUCCUGUCACUGCCAGCCCUACUUUAUAGGGGUGUAGGUUCUGUAUUAUACACUUUCAGAUAUACACAAUAUAUGUGCCCAGAAAUAUGUACAAAAGGUAAUCCUUUGUGCCUUUAGUGUGGCUGUUAUUCCAGGCCACUGAAAACCCAUCUCAAGAAGCAAUUUUGAGGGUUUGGUGAGUUGGUGAGUAAUAUGAUUGAGGGUUCAUGUUGUACAAUCUUAAAAGAAUUUUGCCUUUCCUUUCUUUAUGAUGAGGAUGAGUACUCAUAUAUUUGAGUUUAAAUGAAGUCUGUACGUAUAUAUAUAUAUAUAUAUAUAUAUAUAUAUAUAUAUAUAUAUAUAUAUAUAUAUAUAUAUAUAUAUAUAUAUAUAUAUAUAUAUAUAUAUAUAUGUAUGUAUAUAAAAGUCAGUAUAGUAUUACUGAAUAAAGCUACCAAGAUCAUCAUCAUCAUCAUCAUCAUUGUUAUUGUAAUUGUCAUUGCCAUCAUCAUCAUUAGUAACAAUAUUGUACAUUCCACACAAUGGAUGCUGCUAUUUUAGGAACAUUUUAAUAGCAAAUCAGAAUUCAUGCAAGCACAGCCUAGCACCCUAUGAGCAAAGAUUUUGCCAAGAAAGUGAUACUUUAGGAAAUAACUUUGACCUCUGCCAGAGACUUGUAUGCUGUACAUGUUAAAAUAUUGCAUAAUUUAGGACUGCUUACUGUAAAAGUAAUACAUACAUUUAUUAAUGUAUGUAGUAUAUUUGUAUCCAUUUUGGAGAUUUAAUUCAAAAGUAUCCAUAUAUUAUUCUGUUCUGAGCAAAUGGUCUUGAAAAGACUGAUUCCUAAGAAAGUGUAUAUUUAAAGAAUUUAUGAGUAUCUUUCUUCACGACAGUCUUGUUCUGUGUAGAUACAAGAAAGUAUCUAUUUUACUGAAGUUUGGACACCAUCCCCUUCAAAAGAGUCCCUUUGAGCAGUGAUACAGCACUGCCAAUGCCAUUGCCAUUGCUGAAAUGCAUUCUGGAAGUCUUAUUCUCAAAGCAUGUCAAGCACUUUCUGUAGUUCAUGCUGAAUCUCCUCUGUGGUGUGCAGCUUCAUCUUUGAGAAGGACAAGUCACAAAGGAUCACCCCUGGUGUUUAGGGCAGAUUCGGAAAUAUGAUCAUUUUGUUGCUGAGAAACCUGCAUGCAACCAGACCUUGAUAAGAGGAUGCAUUGUUGUCGUGGAUCAUCCAGUUGGCUCUGCUUUACGUUUCAGAUGAAAGACAAUCAAAUCAGAUGUGAGGAUUGCCUUCACUGUUAUGUAUGACACACUAACAGUGACACCAAUGUCACUGAUCUCUAAUGAUCUUUGUGCACAAGUCACUCAAUUGUUUCAAAAUGUUUAGGGGUUGAGUUUAUGGGAGGUCAUCCUGAUCUCUUCUUAUCAUACUGGCUACUUCAAACGGUUUCAUUGCUGUGCACAUCCUGAAUCAUUAUCAAAGGUUUCUGUUGCUGAUUUACCAAUUUUGAUCAACAGUUUGAUUGACACUGCUGUAGUUUACUGUCUAUGAUGAUAUUCAAGAACUGUACAUGUGGUCAUGAAAAUUUGUGUAGCACAGGUCACAAAGUUGCAGAGCAAUACCAGUCAGAAGACUGCUUGAUGACUGUUACUGCUCAGUCCAACAGCAUGCACAUUACUGUACUGCCAUCUGUUGGUGUGCAGUGGAAUGUCUCAAACUUUUUUUUAUAUUGCCUCAUAUGGCUACAAAGUCAUCACACAACAAUGAAAACUUUCUCCAAGCAUAAAACACCUCAGAUACAACAACCACAGUCUUAUGAAUAUAUUACUUUACUUUAUUGUAUAAAUUCACAUGAACACAUAUUCAAGUGAAUCUUCAGAAAUCUGUGAAGUGUGUGUGAUGUUGCUACAGAAAGAAUUAAGUUUAAAUAUGUAUUUCAAGUAACUGAAUUGUGCCUCAGUAGGCUAUUCUUUGUUGUUGUUCAUGAAGGGAAAUGGGCUAUAGAGAUAUAAAUGUCACAUUUAUAUCAUUAAAGCAACAGUGUGUCACAAAAUUUUGUAUUUUGUUGCUACUUAUUUAGAAUAUAGGAUUUUCUUUGAAAGAGCAAAACAUUUAUAAAUAGAUUAGAAACUAGACAUAGGCCCGUAGCUACUUAAAGGGGCAUUUUUCCUGAUCUUUAUUCAUGUCCUGCAUGUGAUAGUGGUGAAGGCUUCAUAUCUCCUGAUCUCAUUCCAGAUACUAAUGGUAUCUGUAAAUUGUUUGGGCUUCCUAAUCUCAGUCUAGCAAAUAGAUUGUGAAAUGUUUAUGCUUCCAGGUAGUACAAUGUAGUUGAUAUAUACAUGCUAUUAUACAAACUUGUCCUUUAUGGUUAAUAUAAGUUAGUAUCCAACAGACAAGCAGAAGAAUGAGAUCAUUAAAUGAUGUCGAUAAAUAAAAUUUCUCUGCAUAUUUUUUGUUGCAUGAAAGUUAGGUGUGCAGAUAACAGGUGGGCAUGUAAUCUUAGUCCAUGUACCUUUGGAACAAUUAAGAUAUGAACUUAUACAGUAGCAUUAUAUUUAUUGUUACAUAUCAGAUUAUAGAUGUAUUGUUUUGUAAUUUUAAUUUGUUGACAAAAUUAUAUUUUUGUAGAAUUUUAGAUUUUGUUGUAAUCAUAUUUGUAACAGCUUUUGUUCUUUAAUUUCCAUUAAAUUAUUUUAUCCUUGAUGAAUUAAAUAUUGAUUUUGUAUUUUCUGUUUAUUUAUUUUUUAAUUGAUUAACUUUAGUUCUGUUUUAUAUAUUUGCUUACAUGUUAAAUUAUUAAUUACUUUAUUUCAUGUGGAGGUUGAAGGUUCUUUAUCAGAAACCUCCAGAUUCCUCAAGGUUUGGAGUGUUGGCAUUAUCUAUAAUUUCUUGAUAUUUUCAUGUCAUUUUAAGCUAAAAGUAGUGAAGUAAUAUCAUUGAUAUUACUGUAUAAUGUUAUUAAGCAUAUCCAGCAAUGCAUUUUUUUUACACAGUAUUAUCAAUUUAUGUUUCUUCUGAUGUAAAUGUUUUACAAGUAGAGAGAGGGAGAGAGAGUGAAUGUGUGUGUGUGUGUGUGUGUGUGUGUGUGUGUGUGUGUGUGUGUGUGUGUGUGUGUGUGUGUGUGUGUGUG
Messenger RNA from Scylla paramamosain (green mud crab), 4892 nucleotides. RefSeq names its product diphosphomevalonate decarboxylase-like (gene Mvd). The transcript is spliced from 9 exons. The record is from RefSeq and is a predicted model, not a curated record. Gene Ontology annotation, molecular function: ATP binding; diphosphomevalonate decarboxylase activity. Gene Ontology annotation, biological process: isoprenoid biosynthetic process; isopentenyl diphosphate biosynthetic process, mevalonate pathway. Gene Ontology annotation, cellular component: cytosol. Bases 209 to 1417 code for a protein of 402 amino acids. Lineage: Eukaryota; Metazoa; Arthropoda; Malacostraca; Decapoda; Portunidae.